AUGCCCGCCAACGACGGCAUCGAAGUCCGUGGCACCAAAGGCGGCGCCAAGGGCGGCCGCUCCAUCCACGCAACUCGACGCUUCAAGCCUGGCGACGUCAUCGCCCGCUUUGACAACCCCGCGGUUGUCCUCCCGCCGGGCCACCGCGCGCUCGAGUACUGCAACCAUUGUCUGAAGAAGCAGCGGCCGGCUGGCGUGAAGCUUCGAGCCUGCACCGGGUGCAAAACGGUGGCCUACUGUGGCCCAGCUUGCCAGCGGGCCAACUGGUCACUGGUACACAAGCUCGAGUGUAAGGCCAUCCAGCGGCUGCACGAGGCCAAGCCGGCGCAUCAGCCGGACUGGGUGCCAACACCGAUCCGCGCAGCCGCGCAGGUCAUGCUCCGACCGCAGGUGCUGGCGCGGUUUGAGGAGCUGGAGGGGCAUGUCGAGCAAUGGAGGAAGAAGGAUGGAACCGACCUGCAGCUCCAGUCGCAUGGUGUUGUGAAGUGUCUUGGAUUGGACACCGUCACAUUUGAGAGAUUAGAGACGGCUUUCCAGGUUCUGUGCAAGCUUCAGACCAAUGCCUUCAGCAGAACGGAGGAAUACUACGAGACUGGUGGUGUAUUCUUAGACACUACUUUGGCCAUGAUCAAUCACUCAUGCGUGCCUAAUGCGCUGGUCCAAUUCGGCGGGAGAACGGCCACGCUCCGUGCCACAUCAUUUCUUGACCCUGGCGAUGAGAUUGAAAUAUCCUACAUUGAUCAAACCCAGCCCAGGGGUAAGAGACACGGCGAGCUCGACCUCUACCACUUCGAGUGCUCGUGUUACAAAUGCCAGAAGGACUUAGACGAGUACCAAGUCGCAAUGGCAGACCCGACCAUUGAGCUGAACGCGCUUAGUGUUAUGGCUGAUAUCGAGAGAUUUAAGAACCCUCCUGGAGGCGGCAACCUUGACCCGCAACAGGGAAUGGAAGUAUUGAAGCUUCAUAGGAUCUUCCAUGCGCUCCACCGCGAUAUGAAGUCCAACGAGAAGCACGAAUGGUUGAGAAAGGCGUACAAGACAGCCUCAUGGUUUCCCAAAGUCGGGAAGUACGCUAUUGAGCCGUUCGCGCAGGUUGUGGAGGAGGCCGCCUCUUACUACGGCAAGGAUUGCAACAACCACGAGUGCGCAUUGGCAGUCGCGAGCUUGUCGGCCUACGAGAUCGAGCCGUACAAGCACAUUGCCCCGUUCCACUCCCAGAGACUCAAGGGCUUGUCCGCCAUCGCGAUCGCUCUUUCCAACACUGCACCCAACCCCGCCAAACUCAUGAAGCUCGCCCGGGACAUGGUCGCGACGAAGAAGUUUACGAAAUCGGGGCUCAAAGUGCUUGAAAACCUAGACCAGGUCUCCUUGUGCCAAAUGGUCCUUGCGAUCAUCGAUAUGUAUAGCCCUCAAGCGCCAUCAGCCGAUUGGGAGGUUGUGGUCUUGGCCAAUGAGAUGUUGAGUGACAUCGGAAGUCUCCCAGGCCGGGAAAGGGAGAAUGCCUUGAUUAACGCUUGGAGAAAGGACCCGAAAGGCAUGGAAGAGUUCUUCCGAUAUGGUUUGGUCGAGCCGAUCAGAACCUUGUCUGAGCUCGGGAAAGUCGUAUUAGAAGUAGACCUGGCCCAGGACCGAGACCUGUCCGCCAAAUGA
This is a messenger RNA of Colletotrichum destructivum, 1650 nucleotides long. RefSeq names its product Putative SET domain, Zinc finger, MYND-type, SET domain superfamily. NCBI's taxonomy places the organism in Eukaryota, Fungi, Ascomycota, Sordariomycetes, Glomerellales, Glomerellaceae. Gene Ontology annotation, cellular component: nucleus. The coding region runs from base 1 to 1650 and encodes 549 amino acids. The record is from RefSeq and is a predicted model, not a curated record. Gene Ontology annotation, molecular function: protein binding. The transcript has 3 exons.